Molecule: messenger RNA, 981 nt
Organism: Penicillium concentricum
Lineage: Eukaryota; Fungi; Ascomycota; Eurotiomycetes; Eurotiales; Aspergillaceae
Exons: 1
Coding region: 1-981 (326 amino acids)
Biological process (GO): signal transduction; protein phosphorylation
Cellular component (GO): cytoplasm
Molecular function (GO): ATP binding; protein kinase activity
Source: RefSeq, a predicted model, not a curated record
AUGAAUACAUCACCCAACGAUCCUUUUACGCAGGAAAUUCAGCGACUAAGGGCUGAUUACGAGAGAAAAAGAGCGCGGUCUAACUUUGGUUCUGCUAGUGGCCGACGGGUAAUCGACCUCAGUUUAGGAUUGGUUGACGGUGUGUUCUGCUACACGUAUUGGUACGAGCACCAGUGCAUCCGGCUGGCUGAUAUUCCCGGCACUAUUUCUGGUGAUAUACUCCGCCUACAACAAAAUUUGCCCGACUCAGUCGACCACGGCGAUCAUGAAAUCAUCGGUGACCAAGUACGCCCCCUCGUGAAUGCGCCACCGCUUCCAGUGCUAGAUGAUGACUCCGAGGAACUUGAUACAACUCUGACCUCGCUACCAAUUGUUGAAGUCGAUUCCAGCAAACAUUUUGUCAAGAAAGGCAAAUAUAAGAGCGAAAUCCGCAAUCUGCUCGAAUGCCAAGGUGGAUCUUGCCCAGGGGUUCCGAAAUCUUCCCACAUCAUUCAAUUACUGGGAAAGUCGCCAGAGGGGAAGCUGGUUUUCGAAAAAUUCAGGCCUCGAUACGUCUUAGGGUACAUGUAUCCCCUUGCUGUCCAUAAAGACUGGAUUUUGCAAAUAAUCUCCGGAAUGAAGAGACUUCAUUCCCUUGGGAUUAUUCAUCGUGACCUUCGCAUCGACAACAUUGUCUUCUCUGACACAUCCCGCGUGCUUAUCUGUGAUCUCGAGGGUCGUUGGGGAAAUCGUCUAGCUCCUGAGGUUUCUCGCGAGCCGGUGUUGGACGCUGGCUGGACAGAGAAAUCGGACAUCUAUGACCUCGGCUAUCUUAUAAAAGGCAUGAUAUACGGAAACGUCCCGAUAACAAUGGCGGUGGAAUGGGUUGUUCCCCCUUCUCUUGCUGCUGUUGUGGAAGCCUGUACCCGCAAUAAGCCCGAAGAGCGCCCUAAUUUGGAUGAUUUAUACGCUAUGGUUGAGAAGAUGAAGAUUACUACUUAA